This is a messenger RNA of Closterium sp. NIES-67, 1995 nucleotides long. The record is from the annotation of a GenBank genome assembly. NCBI's taxonomy places the organism in Eukaryota, Viridiplantae, Streptophyta, Zygnematophyceae, Desmidiales, Closteriaceae.
CUCGCGCAUCUGUGUCUGGCCCGUUGCUUGAAUCCUCUCCUCUUCUUCGCACUCGUGCGACUCGACUGAAGGACGUCUCUCGUAUUGUCUGAGCCUUCUUUGCGGCUCCGUCAGUCCCCUCGCCUGGCUCUUGUGAGGUAGUUUAAAUUGCUAGUCUAAAUUCCUAGGCUGAAUUCCUACUUGGCCCCGUAUCGUUAUCAUCCAGUUGUAACCACCUGCGAUUUUCGUUAACCGUAGCCUAUUAGUGGAACUCGAAAAUCUUCUAAGGGUCAGACAAAUCGAAGCCUCGCAUCGACUCGACUCUGAAGCGCAUCAGGACAGCUAGCAUUCUUUGGUUGAGAUUUUCAGACUCGGAUUACCGGGCUCAGAUUACCAGGCUCAGAUUACCAGGUUCAGAUUACCAGGCUCAGAAUACCAGGCUCAGGUUACCGGGCUCGGAUUACCAGCUCGGACUACCAGGCUCGGAUUACCAGGCUCGGAUUACCAGGCUCGGAUUACCAGGCUCAGAUUACCCGGCUCAGAUUCCCAGGCUCAGUCCCAGGCUCGGAUUCCCAGGCUUAUAUUCCCAGGCUUAGAUUCCCAGGCUCGGAUCCCUGCAAUUCACAGACAGAUCGGUCAGAUAGGGCCGACACCAUGGCGUCGCUGCGAGCGCAGCUGAAAUACCUCUGGGAGAAGGCGUUCCUGUACCGCACCGUGCUCGUCAUUACCCACGUGGAGCAGCACCCAGGCACACUCCCGUCCUUCUUCAAGCUCUCAGACGGGAUACAGAAGUUAUUAAGCGUUAGGGUGGGGUGCAGCGAGGAGGAAGAACUUUAUCAAUCAGAGUGACAGUAGACCCUCAGGGAGCAGCACCCAGGGACCCGCCCUUCCUUCUUCCAGCUCUUUGAUUGGAUGCAGAGGGUGCUGAUGACCCGGGAGUUAUACUUGAGCAAAAUGAAGCCCACUAUGGCCGGAGGCAAAUCCAUGAAGCCGACUCUGAAGGGGACAAAGGACGAGUGGGUGCUCAGCCGAUAUCUGCUGCCUCGUGGCUUCCACGACAUCUCUGUUGGUGACGUUGUGGCGAUGAAAUUUGAUCCAGCAAGGGUUCCUUCUGCCCCCAAUACAGUCAAUUCCGAUGCAAUUGUAGAGGCAGCGGCAAAUCAAGGGGCAGCGGCAGAGGCAACGGCCAAUCAAGAGACAGCAACUGAGGCAAUGGUCAAUCAAGGGACAACAGCAGCGGCAAGUGCCGAAUUAAAGCCCGCUUCUUGUUUCAAGGCAGACAACCCCAAAAAGGCAAUGAGAAGGGAAAUGGUGGCCCAGUCAAAAUGUACUGCUCCUGCCACCGGCUCAGCCAAUCUUGAGGCUGCAGCAGCUUAUGCCUCAGCUCCCGAGACAAAUGUUUCCUUUCUUUGGAUUCCGAGGCUUCUGGGAAUUCUGGGGCUUCUGGAGCUUCUGGGGCUUCUAGGGCUUCUGGGGCUUCUGGGGCUUCUGGGGCUUCUGGGACGGAUGGGGCGGAUGGGGCUUCCAAGGCCGAGGCACCUUGGAGUCAGCUCCCCUUUGUUUUCCGGCGAGUGGCAGCAGUAGCUGGAGAUGAGAUGGUGUCAUCUCAGCCGUCGGAUGAGCCGUUCCGGAUCGAGAAGGAUCAUUUCUGGUUGCUUGCUGACAACUCCGGUGUUCCUGCAAAGGAAGCGAUUGACAGCACCAUUGGUCCCGUGCACUUAGAUUAUCUCAGUGGGAGGGCGCUGUAUGUGGUGCGGUCAGCGAUUGAUCAUGAACCCAUACACAACAGUCCGCAGACCAUGCAGGACGAUGCAGCAGUGAUGACGAUGGAAUGCAACAUCGAAGAUCUUUUAAAAAGGUCAUAAAAUCCUAAUCAUUUGACUUAAAAGCAUGGUACAAGAGAAUGAAGUUGCCUUGUCUAUUGCUUGUAUGUUGAGUGGGAUAUAGAGCUGCUUUUGCAGAGAGGGUAAUAUGCAUUUUAAUUCACACCAAUGUUGUCUGGAUGCCGAAGGUUUC